GUCAGAGUGAAAGUGACCAUUGCAGUUGAACUUUCCUAGUCUCAGUAACUGCCGGGAAGGAGCAUUAAGCAACGCGCGAAUCGUGAUCAAAGGUUGAUGAGAUUUAAAUAUUUUGCAACAUUUUCCAUGAAUUGCCUUUUGUUGAACUUAUGAUUUUUUUAUCUAAUACAUAAACUUGUAUUAUAUUUCAUUUUCAGAUUAUAAACUAUAGAAAAAUGAUCAUACAUUUACAUUGUGAACGAUGAACAUUUCUUUUUCAGGAAAACCUGGUACCGAUUAUCCAAUUUUAGGAGCUGUUCCGUACACCAACUUUUACUGUGAUGAGCAGCAAUAUCCAGGGUUUUUCGCUGAUAUGGAAACUCGCUGUCAAGCGUGGCAUUACUGUGACAUCGAUGGCCGUCAAGCAUCGUUUCUCUGCCCCAACGGUACGGUGUUCUCCCAAGGCGUUGCUUCCUGCGACUGGUGGUUUAACGUUCGAUGUGCGCUCUCCCCAGCACUGUACCCUUUGAAUGCAAGACUGUAUCGUCGUAAAAGGAAACAGAACCGGCCUAAGCCGCACAGGCUGAUAGAUAAAAAGCUUGUUGAUGAAAUUUUCUUGUAAAUACUAAUAAUAUGACUUUUAUAAUUAAUUAUAUAAAUAAAACCUU
Molecule: messenger RNA, 647 nt
Organism: Bombyx mandarina (wild silkworm)
Lineage: Eukaryota; Metazoa; Arthropoda; Insecta; Lepidoptera; Bombycidae
Source: RefSeq, a predicted model, not a curated record